UCUGAUGUCUCUGACCAUUCUGACAGCGACGUUGAAACCCUUCGCUUUGCUGGUCGUUGUGUUGUCGUGCGAACGAGAUGCCCCACCUGACGAAUGCCUCGGCAAGGAUCGGCUGCGUGCAUCCCAACCUCUCCUCCAUCGAUUAGGUCCCACUUUGGCAUCUCAACUGCGUAUGUCAUCAUCGUAUUUGUAAGAUAUGCGGAGGCACUUUUGUCGACUGCUACAUUUACGGUGUGAAUGUUGUCCCGGCUAGUUACAGUGGAUCACCAAAAGUCCCAUAUAAAUGUCAAGCUCUAGCAUCCCGAGGACAUAUAACACCAUCAGCAAUCCACCUAGUACGAACUUAGACAUGUCAAACAUGUCUCGCAACAUCCUUAUCACUGGAGCUUCUGGCUACCUUGGCGGCACCUUCCUCAAACUCCUGAAAGACGCCGGCCUACCGGCCCACAAGAUCUACGCCGUGGUCCGCUCUGACAAGCAAGCUGAGGCCGUCGAGCAGUACAAUGCCUCCCCACUCUCCCUCGACGUGUCCAACACGGACGCAGUAUCCACCGCCAUCAUAGAUAACAACAUCUCAAUCAUAUACCACCUGCACAACCCCCUCGACACCAGCACACCCGCGUGGAUCAAGGCCCUCGCAACCGUGAAGCAGCAUACCGGCCAAGAUGUCCACUUCCUCCUCACCACAGGCGCCAAGCUGUUCUCCUCUCACGCCGGUGCCCCCACGGACCCUUUCUCUGACACAGACCCUUCUCUUCUCUCCAUUCAACAGUCUCAGCCAGGAAAAGCGCCAAUCGACGCGAUGGGCCUCGGCGCGCAUUGUAACAACCUCGUGAUCGCAACUGCAAAAGCGCACGGCGUCAAGUCUUAUAUCUUCGCGCCAUGCAUUGUGUAUGGCCGCGGGCUGGGCUUCGGAAAUAAGAUUUCCAUCCAGACGGUUGCGGUGGUGAAGGCGGCGGUUGCGACGAGGCGCGUGUACAAGGUCGAUGAGGGACGUCCUACUUGGCCGGUUUGUCAUGUCGAGGACAACUCGACGCUGUACAUUGAGAUCUUGAGGGGGAUCUUGGAGGGCAGGGAUAUUGGAAGUGGGGAGAAUGGGUAUUUCCUCGCCAGCCCGGGGAGCGUUGCGUGGGACGACAUCUACGCUGCCAUGGGCAAAGCCUUGAAGAAGAGGGGAGUCGUUGACGAUGAGACGGUUGUAAAGGCCGACAAGACUGCCUUGGAGAAGAUGGGAGAGGGGAUGGACUGCCCAGCGGACUUUGUGCCGAUGCAGUUAGGCGGGCUGUGCACUUGGGUGCCUAAGCACGGCAAGAAGAUUGGAUGGAAGCCGAAGUAUGCCGCGGAGCAUAUACUGGAGGCUGCGGAUGCGGAGGUUGAGCUCAUUCUGGAGCAUCUGGAGAACGCGAGGAGCUAUGCGAUUCCAAAGGGGACGCCAUUGAAGCAGUGAACCACGAUCGUGUCAGGGCCUAUGCCAAUACGGGAGAAUAUUGUGGUGGAUAAUAUCAAUAUGUACGAUGGAGCUCAUGCUAUGCACUUGGAAAUGAUGAAACCAGACCAGGAUCGACGAUCGCAGAAGCCCAACAUCGAGUGGUCUACAGAAUCCAGAGCUGUAACAUGUGAGGGAGAGGCGUCCUUUUCCGAGCUGUCAGCAGCGCACCUAAUCUCCGGAGACUGAUGUCCUAGGUGUAAUCGAGACUUUUGGCGUAGUCACAUCUGAACCUUGUCUAGGCUGCCUUGUUGGGCAUGCAUGUUAUCAGGAAGCCACAUCUAUUCCUGACUAUAACGGCCCGCGCGAAAAGGUAGAAUGUGAUCUAGAUAUGCUUGCUUGGUAAUCCCGUUCGCAACUUCAAAACAGGAAGUCCGAGUGUUUGCUUCGAUCAAGGGUUUUUUUUUU
Molecule: messenger RNA, 1894 nt
Organism: Paraphaeosphaeria sporulosa
Lineage: Eukaryota; Fungi; Ascomycota; Dothideomycetes; Pleosporales; Didymosphaeriaceae
Product: NAD(P)-binding protein
Exons: 1
Coding region: 359-1447 (362 amino acids)
Source: RefSeq, a predicted model, not a curated record